AUGGUAUUACUGAGAGAGUGUGAAGGCAUUAUUUGUGAGGAAUAUAGAAAGUAUCAAGUCAGAACCAGCAUACAUCACUGGCAGUUAAGAGAUAUGAUAUCAGGAACAAACAAUCCAAAUGAAGUAGUUUAUGUGUAUGCAAAUUCCAUUAAUGUCCUAAACACUAAAUCAGAAAAAAUACAUACCAUUUCAAGAAAUUUAGUAUUUAAUCCCACAGCCAUUUGCUAUAAUGAUGAGAUUGUUGGAGUUGGCGGGCAGAGAAGCCAGCUGUACAUAAAGAACAUUGCAACGGGAGCUGAUAAAAAAAUCACAACAGGCGGAUCAAUAAACAAUGGGCUAGAAAUAUUCUCGCAUUUUGGCGACAAAAGAAUAUUAGUCUGUAAUAAUGAUGAGACAGUAAAGGAGUACUCUAUCGAUAAUAUGAGAAGAUGCUCUAUAAUAGAACACGACUCUCCGGUAAAUAAUUGUUCUGUUAAUGCAAGUGGCCGAAUUCUAGCAACAGUUGGCGAUUCAAAUGAAGUGUCUAUAUACACAGUAGGAAGAGAAAAAUAUCCGCUUAUCAAAAAAAUGAAAGCAAUGAACGAUGCAUCUUUCAAGGUUUCAUGGAGUCCAUCUGGAGUAUAUUUAGCAGCAAGCACGCAGGAUGGAUAUGUCUGUGUGUACGACAUACGUAAUAUGAACGAGAAAAUACAAGCAAUCCGGUCUGUACAAGGAUCACUGGUAAAGGGCGCCUGCCGUAAUGUUAAAUUCUGCCCAGACAGUUCAAUGGACCUUCUGGUGUUUACAGAGCAUGUAUCACAUUUUACAGUAGUAGAUAUAAGAGACUUUAGCAAAAGGCAGAGUAUUGCGGUCACAGGAACAACAGGCGACAAACACAUUUCUGGCCUGUCCUUUGGAGAGGAUGGUAGAAAGCUAUACAUUGGAACAGAAAUGGUAAUAUAUGAGUUUGGAUUGAAUCUGUUUAAUAGAAGGCUAUUUCAAAGUGGAAGUCUAAACUAAAUACAGAUGAGCCCAGCAUACUCCAUCAAUCUAUUUCCGAAUAUUUUCUGUCUAAUAUUUGGUGCUAUUUUUGUAUGUACAGGCCUGGA
This is a messenger RNA of Nematocida parisii ERTm1, 1088 nucleotides long. RefSeq lists its product as uncharacterized. The transcript has a single exon. Bases 1 to 999 code for a protein of 332 amino acids. Gene Ontology annotation, molecular function: protein binding. The record is from RefSeq and is a predicted model, not a curated record. Lineage: Eukaryota; Fungi; Microsporidia.